AUGUCUUCAACCACUGUCCUCAUUACUGGUGCCAACCGUGGUCUUGGCCUAGGCUUAUUGCAGAGAUACCUCGCACAACCCAACCACACGGUCAUUGCUGGAAACCGUAAUCCCGCGCACCCUUCGUCACAGGCACUAGCUGAAUUGCCUAGGGGUGAGGGCAGCAAGCUCAUUGUUGUCAAGAUCGACGCUUCGGUUGAAGAGGACGCCUUGAUCGCGAUCAAGGAGUUACAAGACCAUCACGCCAUUGACCAUCUGGACAUAGUCAUUGCCAAUGCAGGUGUCGCAUAUACCUAUCCUUCUGUAGCCGAGCUGAAGCUCGAUGACCUCCGCGGUCACAUGGGGCCAAACGUUUAUGGCUUCGUCACUCUCUAUCAAGCCACGCGGGCGCUGCUCCAGAAAUCACAGAGACAGCCCAUCUUCACACCCAUUGGAUCAAGUGCUGGCUGUAUUGUCAACCAACUCCCACUCCAUAACGCGGCUUAUGCUCCUACCAAAGUGAUGGUCCACUGGCUCACGAUCCGCAUCAAUAGCGAGGAUCCCUGGCUAAACGCUUUCGUUCUGGACCCUGGCUGGGUGCAGACGGAUAUGGGUAACGCGGCAGCAUAUUUGUACAACCUCAAGGAAGCGGACAUAACUACUGAUGCGUCUUGCGACGGCAUGUUCAAGGUUCUCAGCGAAUCGACCAAAGAAAAGGAUGGUGGCAAGAUGAUUGGCUGGGAUGGCGGUGUCAGAGUUUGGUAG
Alternaria burnsii is the source of this 744-nucleotide messenger RNA. RefSeq lists its product as uncharacterized. The coding region runs from base 1 to 744 and encodes 247 amino acids. The record is from RefSeq and is a predicted model, not a curated record. NCBI's taxonomy places the organism in Eukaryota, Fungi, Ascomycota, Dothideomycetes, Pleosporales, Pleosporaceae. The transcript is spliced from 2 exons.